Molecule: messenger RNA, 492 nt
Organism: Schistocerca americana (American grasshopper)
Lineage: Eukaryota; Metazoa; Arthropoda; Insecta; Orthoptera; Acrididae
Gene: mRpL51
Product: 39S ribosomal protein L51, mitochondrial
Exons: 1
Coding region: 1-492 (163 amino acids)
Biological process (GO): translation
Cellular component (GO): mitochondrial large ribosomal subunit
Molecular function (GO): structural constituent of ribosome
Source: RefSeq, a predicted model, not a curated record
AUGAACUGGCUUCAAAGAAGAUUGAUUCAACCUGUACAACAACUCUACCCAGCUUUGCAGCUGACAGUUGUCAGAUAUAGAUACCAUGCCGAAAAGGUAGCUCAGGGUCCUCUGAAAAGAAGAUACGGAUAUAAAGAGAAAAUCCUGCAGAAAGGAACAUUACCUCAUGUUGAUGGCAGGAGGCUUCCAAUGCCUGAAUACAAACCAAAAAAUGCCUGGAGCGAGAGACGAGCAUUAUUUGGUCAAAAUGAUUAUAUAGAUAUUCUUGGAAAUGAGAAACUUCAUCCAACAAGGAUCUUGUACAAUGUUCCGUCUUGGCUCCGUGGUGUUAGUGGGAAUGAAUAUCGAAUUUUGCUUCGAAAGAGGAAAAUGCUGCAGCAUGGUAUUUUUCCAAUUGCAAGACCAACGAAGUGGUAUGAAUUGGAGAAAAGAAUACGAUACUUGUAUAGAUUUAUGAACAGAAAAACAAAAACGUAUGCUUCAAAUAGUUGA